UCUUGUCAGGGCAGCGGCACAUGGACUGCCUGAUGCGCUGAGCCCGGCGCUGCGGGGCCGCGGAGCGCGGGGAGCAGCAGCCGCGGCGGGGAGGGGGGUGGGGCGGGACGGCACAGCCUCGGGUGCUCGCGCGAGGGUCCGGGGCCCCGCGCUUUGCCUUCUGCUCAUCUGCAGCCGUCUAUGGUUUUUAAAAAAAUUCUUUCUUUUCUUUUUACCUCCCCCCUUGCAAUUUUGAACAUUUUGCAAGACUGAGUGUUGGAGGCAGGUGAGAAAGAGCAUCCUGCACAGGGUCGGAGGAGUCCGCGCCGCUGGAUGCGCUUUCCCUGGGCUGUCAGCACUGAGAUCCCGAAAGUUUUUUUUUGUUUGUCUGUUUUCUUAUUUUGAUAUUUGUAUGCUGAUGUAUUUACAGAGACAGAAGUGAUAUAUAUUUUUUUCUUCCUUGUCUGCACUGUUUUGAAAGCGAGUACUUUUGGUUGGCAAAGGACGGAGGAAAAAAAGCUCAUCAACAUUUCGGGGCGGCGAUUGGCCUUCUUUUUAAAAGACAAUUGAGUGCAUCACGAUGGAGAAAAUGUCCCGACAGCUCCCCCUGAACCCCACCUUUAUCCCGCCUCCUUACGGCGUGCUCAGGUCCCUGCUGGAGAACCCGCUGAAGCUCCCCCUUCAUCCUGAAGACGCAUUUAGCAAAGAUAAAGACAAAGGAAAGAAGCUGGAUGAUGAGAGCAACAGCCCGACCGUCCCCCAGUCGGCCUUCUUGGGACCCACCUUAUGGGACAAAACCCUUCCCUAUGACGGAGAUACUUUCCAGUUGGAAUACAUGGACCUGGAGGAAUUUCUGUCAGAAAAUGGCAUCCCCCCCAGUCCAUCGCAGCACGACCACAGCCCUCACCCUCCUGGUUUGCAACCUGCUUCCUCCACGGCACCUUCGGUCAUGGAUCUCAGCAGCCGGGCCACUGCACCCCUCCACCCUGGCAUCCCGUCUCCGAACUGUAUGCAGAGCCCCAUCAGACCAGGCCAGCUGUUGCCAGCAAACCGCAAUACACCGAGUCCCAUUGACCCUGACACCAUCCAGGUCCCAGUCGGGUAUGAACCAGACCCAGCAGACCUUGCCCUCUCCAGCAUCCCGGGGCAGGAAAUGUUUGACCCUCGCAAACGGAAGUUCUCCGAGGAAGAACUGAAGCCACAGCCCAUGAUUAAGAAAGCUCGAAAAGUCUUCAUUCCUGAUGAUUUGAAGGAUGACAAGUACUGGGCGAGGCGCAGAAAGAACAAUAUGGCGGCCAAGCGCUCCCGUGAUGCCCGUCGGCUGAAGGAGAACCAGAUCGCAAUCCGGGCCUCGUUCCUGGAGAAGGAGAACUCGGCCCUCCGCCAGGAGGUGGCUGAUUUAAGGAAGGAGCUGGGCAAAUGCAAGAACAUACUUGCCAAGUACGAGGCCAGGCACGGGCCCCUGUAGGAUGGCAUUUCUGUGGGCUGGCUUUUGAAUAGAUGGACAGCUUGUUUCCUGUCUGGUAGCACCACACCCAAACCAACCUUUCUGACAUCAGCACUUUACCAGAGGCAUAAACGCAACUGACUCAUAUUUUGGUGUGCAUCUGUUGCGUGUGUGUGUGUGUGUGUGUGUGUGUGUGUGUGUGUGCGCGCGCGCGCUUAUGGUCCCAUGUGUGGUCAGCGGUGUGCAUGUGUGAGUGUAUGUAUGUGUGUAUUCCUCCACAGUUGUCAUGUAAAGAUAGUUCUUUUGUUGUCUUUUAGUUCCAAACAAGAAAGGUGCCAUGUUUUUAUUAGACCCUGGAGACCCCUGUGGGGUUUCCUCUCCUUCCUUCUGCCCCUUUCUGCCUUGCUUGGUGUUCCUGUGAUCUUACUUUGCCAGGGUCUGCAGUGGCUUCAGGAAGCAGGGCCCUGGAUCUCAGUCAUCAAGACCAUAAGCUCUUGUUUCUGUUUCAGCCGUGAAUCACCAUGCUAAAGGGUGCAGAGCAUACCCUAGCACUACGCUGCAGCUGGAUUCCUCCAUAGGUUGCUCCCUCUUCCCUUUUUCCUCCCUACCCUUUCUUGUUUUCCUUUCAGUUUUGGUGAUAAUUGUCUUCAAAUUUAAAGUGCUGUUUAGAGUUAAUAGAUUCCAGUAUUUACUUACUGCUACCUACUAAGUUUCCUUUUCAUUCUGCCAACCCCAGAUAAGUAAGUUCCAUUAUAGAACACAGAGUGUGUUUUGCACUGUCUGUACCUAAAGCAAUAACCCUAGUGUACGCUAGAGCAUGCUGCCUGAGUAUUAACUAGUGGACGUAGGAAAUUUUUCCCUACCUAGGAAUUUCACUGUCUUUUAAAAAAUCAAAAAUAAAGUAAUGCAUUUGCGCAUGACCAGAAUAUUCUCAGGACAGGGAAGCAGAGAGCAACGGAAGGCCUAAGAAUGAGGGGUUAAUUUAUCAGUAUGUAAGCCAAAAAAUAUAUAUAUAUUGCAUCUUGGAGAAGCCUUUGCCAUGGGUGUGCUUCGUUUUGUUGUCUCCCCUUCCCACACCCAGCCCCUUUCCACUUUUCUAGUUCACUUUUUCCAUUUCUCUCCUGAUAUUCAAAAGGAUUGACUUAAGAUUCAGUUCACCCACUUUUUUUUUUUGUAAUAUAUAUUUUUGGGACAAUAUUUUGCUGUUUUUAGAAAUCAGUUAAUUAAGUUAAAAAGUUGAGGUUUUGUAAAGCCCCACCCCCACCCCCUGUGGUGUCCUUUUUGAAUGCCUCACAAAUGAAUGGUUCUGGAGCCCGUGUUUCUUAUCCUCUGCUUUGGAACAUAUGUGCGCCUAUCAAGUGGACUUCUGAAAAAAAAAAAUGAAUGUAAAAGACACUGGUGUAUCUCAGAAUGGGAUGGUGUUGUCACAAACUGUGGUUUAUCCAAUCAAUUUAAAUGUUUACUAUAGACCAAAAGGAGAGAUUAUUAAAUUGUUUAAUGUUUAUACAGAGUAAUUAUAGGAAGUUCUUUUUUGUACAGUAUUUUUCAGAUAUAAAUACUGACAAUGUAUUUUGGAAGACAUAUAUUAUAUAUAGAAAAGAGAAAAAAAGGAAAACUAUUCCAUGUUUUAAAAUUAUAUAGUGAAGAUAUAUAUUCACCAAUGCUGUUCGGAGGAGUGCUUGGGGUUUUUUUUGAAGUCUUUAAUAUUUUAAACCUAUUACUGACACAUCAGCAUGUUUUCUGCUUAAAAUUAAAAUUUUAUGACAAUACUGAGGCUUGCUGUGACGAGUCCUGCUCCAACGCUUUCUUGUUUCUUAUUAGGUCUCAGAAGGAAGUCAGUUAACGUCACCCAAAAGCACAAAAUGGGUUUUAGUCAAAUAUUUAUUGGAUGAUACAGUGUUUUUUAGGAAAAGCAUCUGCCACAUAACUGUUCACUUCAGAAUUCUGAGUCGCUGGAAUGGAAUGUUGUUGCCAGAGCCCCACAUGAUUUUGUUCCCUUUCAGCCUGUUUCAUCUCAUGCAGUGUAAGGUUGACCUCGGUGCUAUGUGUAUGGCUUAGAGUUGAUAGACGUUUUGACUUUAAAGAUGGCUCUUAUUUUGUUUCUCUGAGUUGUAUAAUGUCAAGAGAGUCUGCUGUUUCUUCAAAGGCACAUUUUGUGCUCCAUUAAAAUCCCCUUUCAUCCAAGUAUGUUUUCCGGUCUCCUGCCUCCACAGUAUCUGAAUUCUCUCUACGGAUCCAGUGAUACCCUUUUCAUCCCUCCCUCAGCCACUCCUCUGUCUAGCGUCACAGUUCUGGAGAGUGAGACCUGUAGGGUUUCUUCCCAGGUACCUGUUUUGUUCCAAGCCACAGGUCCUGCUGGAGAAUUAAAAUACAUGUUCCAAGCAAACUACUAAUAAAAAAAAAAAAAUUGGCUUCAGCAACUUUGCAUAGAACGGCAUAAGAGAUAACUCAUUAAUAGCCACGGGACGACAAAGAGUUGGUCUUUUUGAAGAUAGGUAAAGAGGGUGAUUGCAGAACUGUGCAGUGACAGUACUCAGCAGAGCAAAGAUGAAUACAUUUAAACUUAAGUAGAGAAGAGUUCAGGUGUUGCACUGUGGCCCACCCAAAUUUAUGGAACCAUUCAGUACUCACGGAAGAGAAGCAUACCUGGCCUUUUUUUGGAAUUGUUUUUACCAAAAUGAACAUCACAAAUGUUUUCUGCAGAAGACAUAAAAAUACCAUAAUAAAACUUAUUCUUUUGUAUACCAGGAAAGGUUUUAGAAAACCUACCUCAUUCAAAACAAAACAAAACAAACAAACAACAACAACAAAAAAAAAUUCAACACUUUGGAAUCUGCACAGGUGCCUUAUCUGUAGGUAAUUAUCACCCCCCCCCCCACUCCCAGGCUGACUUCUCUUUACCCACAGACAGUAACUAGAUGAGGAAAUGCCAUUCAGUGUCUCGAGAAGCUAGGACCCAGGGUCAGAUGACUGCAGCAGACCACAGCCAUUAGGAAGUCCCAUUGUCAACUGUCACCAUUUCAAUGUAGGAAUCUUUCCAUGGCUAAUUAUUUGAUCAUUGAAAAUGCACCCGAGCUGUUGCAUGCCCUGUCAGUUGGCCAUAAUUUGGAUAGAGCUGCAUAGCACUUCCCGAUCAGGUCACAUAGUUUCAUUAUUCAAGCAUAUUCUCAAAGAAAGUUAAAAAAAAAAAAAAAAAAAAAAAAAGAAUCAGGGUUUCUCUCUGCUGAUGUUCCCCUGGGGGGGUGGGAGGGCUCUGUAUGACAGUCUCCAACUCUAGAGGGACUAACUAAGUGCUUUGGGUCAUUCACAAACCACAUCAGGCAUGGUUAGGCCAGGCCUUUGUCUCUAAAUAGAACAGGCCUUGAAGGAACCAUCCUUUGAAGAAGAAGGGCCCUAUGUUUGAGAAAAGCAUGAUGGGACUCAGUUGCCAGGUGAGUGGGAAGCUAAAUAAAUAAAAGAACCCAGAGGUUCCUGUUCUAACCCACUCGCUUACUGCGGGAAUUUACAUUAAGUCUAAACAAACCUUUGAAAGGGCUACAGCGUCCUGUCUGGAUGAGCUGGGGUGAGUUGUAAGUGGCAACUAUCUCUCCUACCCAAGGAUGAAACAACCGGCGUGGUGUAAAAUACAAGUCAUACUUUGCUCUUUCUAAAAGUUCGUCUAUUUUUGCCCUUAGUGUUCCUUUAGAAAAAGGUCAGACUUCGUCAGAGUGAAGUAGUGAGAUUCCCAGGCGGUGCGACCGCUCUGUGUGUGGCUUGUCUCCACCGACCAUCGCUUUCCUGCAGCUGACUGAGCUGAGGUGUGAUGCCCUUCCUGUGGUAGAUACUUUUUUCUCUGGCUCUAAUUGUACUUGGUUCCUACUGGAGGCUCCUGAGUACAUCCCUCUGGGGAAGCCAAAUUCAACUCCAGGUGUUUGGUAAAAUCAGUGUCAAUAAUAAAUGGACAAAACUUAGAGGUCUUGAUGGACUGAGUUUUUAGUAACUACAGUUAAUGCGUUUUUUCCCCAAAAUGUGUGUUUGUGUAUAAAAUCUGUAAUUUUUUUUUAGCACCUCACCAGACAUAACAAUUAGCUAUUAUCCUUUUGACAACACCAUGAAGAUUGCAUCUGUUAAACAGGUUCAAGUUAACAGGAGGUUAGUGUAAUUGUACACCAUGAUAUUGGUGGUAUUUAUGCUGUCAAGUCCAAAACUUCAUUUGUUCUUCUAAGUGUUUAAUAAACUGAAUUUUUUUCCUUUU
Messenger RNA from Arvicanthis niloticus (Nile rat), 5660 nucleotides. It is a transcript of the gene Hlf, whose product is annotated as HLF transcription factor, PAR bZIP family member. Gene Ontology annotation, biological process: regulation of transcription by RNA polymerase II. The record is from RefSeq and is a predicted model, not a curated record. Gene Ontology annotation, cellular component: nucleus. Lineage: Eukaryota; Metazoa; Chordata; Mammalia; Rodentia; Muridae. Gene Ontology annotation, molecular function: RNA polymerase II cis-regulatory region sequence-specific DNA binding; DNA-binding transcription factor activity, RNA polymerase II-specific.